Molecule: messenger RNA, 1448 nt
Organism: Indicator indicator
Lineage: Eukaryota; Metazoa; Chordata; Aves; Piciformes; Indicatoridae
Product: cytochrome c oxidase assembly protein COX20, mitochondrial
Exons: 4
Coding region: 1-354 (117 amino acids)
Biological process (GO): mitochondrial respiratory chain complex IV assembly
Cellular component (GO): mitochondrion; mitochondrial inner membrane
Source: RefSeq, a predicted model, not a curated record
AUGGCGGACGAGGGCGACUCUGAGCCGAAGAAGUCCUUUAAACUCCUGGGAUUUCUUGAUGUUGGAAGUGUCCCAUGUGCACGAGAGUCGGUGCUCUAUGGCUCCCUGGGAUCUUUCGUUGUGGGUCUUGGACACUUUUUAGCAACUAGUAGAGUUAGAAGAUCCUGUGACUUUGCAAUCGGUGGCUUUAUUUGCACAAUGUUGGGAUACUGGUUUUACUGCCGGUACAAUUUGGCCCAGCACAGGAUCCGGCAAAGAAUGCUUAAGGAAGGAAUGAGAAACAAAAUUUUGUUUGAAGGCAGUUCUCUUGAUCCAGAAAAAAGCCAAACUGGCAAUGAAAGAAGUGAUUCAUAGUCUACUACAGAGGAAUCUGUGGUCUAAUACAGCUUUGGGAGAAGGUGGUCCAAAAAUGGCAGUCUUCCCUGUAGAUGCAUGAGGUGCCUAAAGCUUGUAAAUCAUGCUGGUUUUCCUAGCAAACACAAGCAAGAAAUGCCUAUCAGUUCUAUUCAGUUGGUACAAGCCUUUCUUUAUUUCAUAUAUGUGUGUAUGACUAUGUACACAGUUAGGAUUGACAUCCUAUUAAACAUCUGGGAACUGAGGUGGUCUUCUUACAUGGUUUAUGAGGUCUAUUACAAGGUUCCACUAUAAAUGGAAUGUUUUGUUUUAGCGAAUUGGUAACUAUGCCUCAUUUUGAUACAGCAAAAUAUUUUCAUCAUCUAUUCUCUGUGUAAAUGUAUGUUUUAGUGAUACUCUUAAUUGUGCUGUUUGUAAACAAGGAAUAUUAAACAGUAGGUGAAGGCUUUGCUUCUGCAAGAUGGGUGAAUACCAGUAGUCUUUGUAAGAUUUCAGCUGCAGAGUAACUUCAUUGAUUUAUAUACGCUGUGAAGUUGAAGGAUUUAUAUCUUUCUUUGGUCUGUGUGAAAUAAAGAAUAAAAUGACACUUCAGAAGCAGUCUAAGCUAUGUAAGUAACUAAUAUUUUUACUUGAUUAAAAAUCUUGCCCUUCUAUUUAAGUGAUUUCCUUAAAACUGGUGGAGUAAUAAUAAUUUACAUUAUUUGUAAGUAGCUGUGGUUGGUAGUUGUGGUUUUUUUUGUUUUGAAAAAGGCAUGUUCUACUUGUAUAUUUCACUGUACAUUUUCAGUGGAAAGCAGUAUCGUUAUAUAAUUUAAAGGAAACUGUCUUAUUUAGAAAUACAGUGUUAGAUCUAAUUGUGUAUUAGUAAAAAGAUGAAUGAUAGCACAACCAGUAACACAAUGUAUUUACCUUUUUUCACAAAGUGAUUUACAGUGUAUUGUACUGUAAGCACUUUUUUGGUCUAAAGGCAUUCGCUGAGCAAAUGCUAGUGAGGCAUGCUAAUUACACUAAGAUAAUAAAACUUUUGCCCUCUGGAUUAGCCUCUCAAAAGAAGAAAACAAAUUUGUAUGCUGUUCCAUUUUUUCACUCUCUUC